This is a messenger RNA of Gongylonema pulchrum, 426 nucleotides long. The record is from the annotation of a GenBank genome assembly. NCBI's taxonomy places the organism in Eukaryota, Metazoa, Nematoda, Chromadorea, Rhabditida, Gongylonematidae.
AUGAGUUUGGUUGAGCAGCUAACAUCGAGCAGCGACGAUCGACGAGUGGCACUGCAAUUCGCUUUCUACAAUUGUCCUCUUGCUUGUUCUGGUUGGCUAUCACGAGUUGAAAGAGAGGAAAAACCAUUGCCGGUAGCAAUUGCUCUUAUCCCCUACGAUACAGUGAUCAGUGCCACUGAUUUAUUCAUCACUCAUUUGGCAAGACGUGAAGGAGUUAUGGUACUCAUAGCAUUUCUUAUCCUAAAAUUACUCAGCCAUGGUGUAUUUGUUAACCUCAUACAUUUGUUUGGUGAUCUAUAUCAGAAUAUUGAUUAUGUGAUCCUUUUUUUCACGAAAACUUGGGUAAGCCUCUUUUUUUUGCUCUCAAUUUUCGAAAAAUCCUCAAAAAACUUAGAAUUUGUUUACUUCCUCGGCGAUUUGAGCUAA